This is a messenger RNA of Papaver somniferum (opium poppy), 1987 nucleotides long. RefSeq lists its product as uncharacterized. Lineage: Eukaryota; Viridiplantae; Streptophyta; Magnoliopsida; Ranunculales; Papaveraceae. The coding region runs from base 550 to 1728 and encodes 392 amino acids. The transcript is spliced from 2 exons. The record is from RefSeq and is a predicted model, not a curated record.
CAACCAAGAACCAUAUGUACAGUGAAGCUAAUUAAUAAUAUGUUUAGAGAUAACCUGUAGGAAAAAUCAACCUAAUACACAAUACUUCCAGUCGAUGGAAACAAACAGAUCUUGCCAAAGAUUAGAAUCAUAACUUAAACCAAGGAUUGGGUUCUGUGACAUACCUCAAUAGUGUUGUAUAACUCGCAACAGAAGAACAAGAACCAACAGCUGUAAUUGAGAAUAGAGUCUUUUCUUCUCUCUCAAAUCUGUUGUAUAUGGGAUACUUCGUAGCAAGUUAGAUGAGAAGAGGGACUCACCUCCUUUAUAUUAAUCUCUGAUCCUUACCCAUAACGAGAAAUCAGAGAUAAGCAACAAUCAAUUAGUUCCGAGAGGGUUCAGAGAGGCGAUUUUUCUUGCGACGUUGACUCUGGUCAAGUUUUUAUUUUCUUCAAGAUCUGAGUGGUUUUCUGAGAUUUUGAUUCCUGUUUUAGUUAUCUGUGAUCAAUGAUUGGUGUUGUUUUGAUUUCACAAUUUUCCUUAUGAUUCCUUUUCUCUAUUCUGAUUAUUAUGGGUGGAUCGAUGGAUGUGAAUUUUGAAUCUCAUUUACAUGGAGAUGAUAAUAGUUCUUCUAGAGUGGGAUUGUUUGGGGCUUCUAAUAACAGGGUUUCUAGUAAUCUUCGAUGGUCUGAUAUGUUGGGUGUAGGGAAAGAUGAACCUCUUCAUGAUCUUAUUCCUUAUGCACCUCCAGGUCUGGUUGGGGGUAAGAAACUCACAGUGUUUUCUGAUGAUGAAGUAGAGGAUGAUGUUCAUCGAUGUGAGAAAUUGGUUGUUGGGUGUUUUGUGGGGAAGCGAUUACCAUUUUUGAUGGUGAGGAAUUUUGCAAAGAGGGUAUGGAAGCUAAAAGGUGAGAUGAAGAUGACUCUUCUAGGAGAUGCAGUUUUUGUGUUUGAAUUUGAUUCUGCAGAAGAUAGAGCUAUGGCUUUGGAGCAUGGGUGUUUGUUUAUUUCUGGACAACCAUUUGUUGUUGGACCCUGGUCACUAAUGAUUGAACAGGAGUUGGCUGAACUGAAGACAAUUCCUAUCUGGAUCAAUCUGAGAAAUGUUCGUCUCCAUUUAUGGAAUUCUAAAGGGCUAGUCAAAGCUGCUGCUGAAGCUGCUGCUGAAGCUACUGCUGAAGUUGCUGCUGCAAAAAAAUUAGCUGAAGCUAGUAAGGCAAAGGAUAAGCCCGUGGGUGGUAAUGAAGGAUGGGUGGUGAAGAAUCGGAAGAGAGGAAGGAACAAAAACUCAAACCAACAAAAGAGUAGCACUGCUGGCUUGGAUGGGGCCUCAACUAGUGGUACUGCAAAUAUGGUGGAAGUUCCAAUUAUGAUGAAUAACAAAUUUCAUCAGUUAACUGAGGAAGGGACUGGUGAGUUCAUGGAGGUGGUCAUGACUACUACUACCAAGGAUAACCAUAGGUUAACUCCUUUUGGUAGUAAUGAUACUGCUGAUGGAAGUCAAGUUUGUCCUCAGCCACUUAGUUUAAUUUCAGGGGUUUAUGUGGGUAAUAGGGAAGUUGGAGAUACUAUGAUUGGUUUUGUUUUGAAUCAGGUAGAAAGACUAGAUGAGGGUCAAAAGGAGAAUGAUGGUGCUAGAACUCAUUUCCUGCCAAAGUCCUCUAUCCAAGGGAAGAACAUGUUGAAUGUCAAGGCUGCAGAGAAGAAAUCUCCAAAGGUUAAAAAACCAAACCCCUCUCUUUUACUAUGAUAAAGGUUGGUGGAUGGAACAUAAGGGGUCUUAAUGAUCUCUUAUAACAAAGUGAAGUUAAUAAUUUUAUUAUAACUAAUAAGCUAUAUAUGGUGGGUAUUGUUGAAACUCAUGUUCAACAAGUUAAUAAAGAUUUAAUAAAGAUAGAAUAAGGCAUAAAAUUUGUCAUUCUUGGCAAUUUGUGGAUAAUUAUUCUCAAGAUCCUUUUGGGAGAAUUCGGGUAGGAUGGAAUGCUGAGAUUAUGUCUGUUAGUGUUCUA